This is a messenger RNA of Entelurus aequoreus (snake pipefish), 1416 nucleotides long. It is a transcript of the gene ctsla, whose product is annotated as cathepsin La. Gene Ontology annotation, molecular function: cysteine-type endopeptidase activity. Gene Ontology annotation, cellular component: lysosome. The record is from RefSeq and is a predicted model, not a curated record. Bases 160 to 1170 code for a protein of 336 amino acids. Gene Ontology annotation, biological process: immune response. The transcript has 8 exons. Lineage: Eukaryota; Metazoa; Chordata; Actinopteri; Syngnathiformes; Syngnathidae.
CAUCAGCGGGUGAAAAAAGAAGAAACGGACCAAUCGGAGAGCUCAGUAGGCGGGUCUUGCCCGCCAUCCAGGCCCUUAUAAACUUAGUGUGCGUCUACCAGAGCAGGUUAUUUUCUUUUCCCCUCACUAAUCCUUCGCCUAAGGCUUCCAGCCGCUGCAAUGCUGCCUUUUGUCGUGUUGGCCGUGUGCCUGAGUGCGGCCACCUGCGCUCCCAGUCUGGACCCUCAGCUGGACGAUCACUGGGAUCUGUGGAAGAGCUGGCACUCCAGGAAAUACCACGAGAAGGAGGAGGGCUGGAGGAGGAUGGUGUGGGAGAAGAACCUGAAGAAGAUCGAGAUGCACAACCUGGAACACUCCAUGGGAGAACACUCGUACCGCCUGGGCAUGAACCACUUUGGAGACAUGACCCACGAGGAGUUCCGUCAGAUCAUGAACGGCUACAAGCACAAAAGCGAGAGGAAGUUCAAGGGGUCGCUCUUCAUGGAGCCCAACUUCCUGGAGGCCCCGCGCUCCGUGGACUGGAGGGACCAAGGCUACGUCACCCCCGUCAAGGACCAGGGUCAGUGCGGCUCCUGCUGGGCCUUCAGCACCACGGGCGCUCUGGAGGGUCAACACUUCCGCAAGUCCGGCAAGCUGGUGUCGCUGAGCGAGCAGAACCUGGUGGACUGCUCCCGGCCCGAGGGCAACGAGGGCUGCAACGGCGGCCUGAUGGACCAGGCCUUCCAGUACAUCGAGGACAACAACGGGCUGGACUCGGAGGAGGCCUACCCCUACGUGGGAACUGACGACCAGCCGUGCCACUACGACCCCUCGUACAACUCCGCCAACGACACCGGCUUCGUGGACGUCCCCAGCGGCAAGGAGCACGCGCUGAUGAAGGCCGUGGCCGCCGUAGGCCCCGUCUCCGUGGCCAUCGACGCCGGUCACGAGUCCUUCCAGUUCUACCAAUCAGGCAUCUACUACGAGAAGGAGUGCAGCAGCGAGGAGCUGGACCACGGCGUCCUGGUGGUGGGCUACGGCUACGAGGGGGAGGACGUGGACGGCAAGAAGUACUGGAUCGUCAAGAACAGCUGGAGCGAGAAGUGGGGCAACAAAGGCUACAUCUUCAUGGCCAAGGACCGCAAGAACCACUGCGGCAUCGCCACGGCAGCCAGUUACCCUCUCGUUUAACCACGUCGCCCUCCAGUGCUUUUGAUUGGAAUAGGAAAUGGCAACGGUGGGGAGCCACGCAUCAACUUUUGUUUUACGGACAAAAACACUUUUUAGGGAAAUGCUGCUGUGUUUUUAUGCCACUUUGUUCUGUUUGUCUUUUAUUCUCUGUAAAUAUGCUGCUCAGUGAGUGAAAAUUUCAUAUUUUUAAUUUUAGUUUUUUUUAAUUAGCCGUUGACUGUUACCAAUUAAAGGUGUGAAACACUC